AUGGAUGACGAGGCUGUACUCAACCAGCUGACGGGCCUGUACGAAAAGCAGAAGCAACUCGCAAAAUCGGCAAGCGACCGUAAAGGCCAAAGACCUCGCCAGAAGGCCACUCGCGCAGAGCUCUGCGACCAAUUCAGCACUCAUGCCGCAGCUCAGGUCCCAUCAUUGUACAGUAUGGUGAGACAGACAGCCAUCGGAUAUGCAUAUCCGCCAUGCAGCAUCCCGCUCGCAAACCUCGAGCCGAUCGCCAUCAACGAGCUCGAGCUGGAGACUGUCCACCGCGGCCGGGUGCUUGUCGUGCGGACUUUCGGAUACCCUUCCCGGAUUCAGGCUGUGCAGAACGCCAUCGAGGAUCGCGAAUUGUCGGUCGACCGACUUGCAGUCUACAACUUUGACAUGCAGCUUCGACCAGAGCAAUUACUCCCCAAAGGCCAGCUGCUUGCAGUCAAGGAGCCCUAUUAUAAGGUGACGGCGGAUGGAGCCCCAGUAGUGCGGGUUGACCACCCAUCAGACCUUGUGGUGUUGCGGCCUGAAGACGCUAUCAUUCCCAUGCAGCUACGUCCGAAGUUGCUGGAACUUGUCGAUAGCCUUUCUCACUGGAAGGCGAAAGGCAACGCAGCCUUCAAGGCGAAAGACUACCGAGGCGCCAUUGAGAUGUACUCAAAGGGCAUCGACUACCAACAGAUGGGUCCUGAAUGUCACCAGCCAAAGGAGGAAGGUACUCUCAUGUUGCGGCUGGAUAUGUACCGCAAUCGGGCACAGGCAAACAUCUACCUGGGCCGCUACGAAGCCGCUUUGGCCGAUGCUGAGGCAAGCUUCAUUAUCACGAAUGCAUGGACCCAGGCUGAAGCCAGUCAUGUCAACAGCAAAAUCAAGGCUUUCUACCGCGCAGGAAUCGCAGCGUACCACCUUCAAAACUACACCAAAGCUGAAGAGAAGUUCGAAGCAAUCCUGGAGAUGGUACCUUCGGAUGCCGAUGCACAGCGUGAGAUUCAGCGUAUCAGACGGCGUCUUGUCGAGCAAAGCUUGGGCGCGUACGAUUUCGCGGAGAUGAUUGACAACGCCAUGAUGACCAACAAGCGACUUGAUGUUGCCGAUUUCACAGCCAAUGUCAUCGUACAGAAGACGGCCGAUCGAGGCCAUGGUCUCUUCACUACCAAGACGAUCAAGGCGGGCGAGCUAGUGCUUGUUGAGAAAGCACUCUUCGUGGCCUUCAACACUGACGAAGGAACCGAUCAGAGCGUCAUCAUGAACCUGAACACCGACGUAAUGUCUGUUGGAACACAUUCCACACGCCUUAUCGGCGUAGUGCACAAGCUGCUGCACAGUCCCAAGCUGGCAGAAGAGUUCAUACGUCUUUAUGAUGGCGGCUAUAAGCCUCGCGGUGUGAAGAUCGUCGACGGCGUUGUAGCUGUUGACACAUUCCAGGUGGAGGCUGCGCUCGACUAUAAUGGCUUUGGUCUUCCUGCCGACCCCACUGCGGUCGAUCGAGACAUGGCCGAUCAACCAACCUCGUCGACUGGCGUCUGGCUCACGUCUUCGUUCAUCAAUCACGACUGCAUUGGCAAUGCGGCUCGUUCUUUCAUCGGAGACAUCAUGGUCAUUCGGGCUACCAAGGACUUGAACAAAGGCGAUGAGAUCCUGAUGCGCUAUAAGAACUCAGAAGAUGACAUAGAGAGCUUCCAGAAGUCCAUGCUGAGCGCCUGGAAAUUCAAAUGCAGCUGCGCGUUGUGCGUUGCGGAGGCUAAGACCCCAGAGCCUCAGCGCCAGCGACGACUGCAACUCAUCAAAGAUGCCAGAACCUUUCUUGAGACGAACCAGAUCACCGAGCAGCAACCCCCUCCUCUAGGCUUGAUUGCAAAGGCCGAGCAACUCCGUGCAAAGAUCGAAGCAUCAUACGGUCAAGCACAAUUCAAAGACCUGCCUCGUCAAGGCCUCCACGACCUGAGCCUGUGGAUCUGCAUGACACACAUACUCGGUGCACAGCACAAGGUGCAGACGGCUGCAGUUGCAGUUCUACGGGAUCUCGGAUUCAUGGUAUCUGUCAAGAAGAACAAAGUGUCAAUUGAGCGAACCCAUUGUCGGAUGGACAUGUCGGGUGUUCAUGCUGGGAUGUACUUGGCGGUAGCGUACUAUCGCAAGGGUCAGAAUGAGGUGGGAGAAGAGCUGGAGCGCUUCACGAUGGAAAUGUACAAGACGAUUCAUGGGUGUAUGUUACGCUUUGAGGAGAAGUUUGGUGUGAUCAAGGGAUAA
Zasmidium cellare ATCC 36951 is the source of this 2253-nucleotide messenger RNA. RefSeq lists its product as uncharacterized. The record is from RefSeq and is a predicted model, not a curated record. Gene Ontology annotation, molecular function: protein binding. The transcript has 2 exons. NCBI's taxonomy places the organism in Eukaryota, Fungi, Ascomycota, Dothideomycetes, Mycosphaerellales, Mycosphaerellaceae. Bases 1 to 2253 code for a protein of 750 amino acids.